UAUGAAGACGUUUCAAUAGGUAACGUUGGUGCUGUCAGCGGCAGAAGCAGGAAGAGGGAAGGUGGGAUAGCGGGAUAGCAAGGAAGGCUAACGUCCCAAACCUGUUGGAAAACUUCUGGUUAAUGAUAACGAUGGGAUCUUCUAGAUGGAAAAGUACAGUAAUGGUCUUACUCUCUGCCUUUAGCAUGUUGUUACCAGUGAAAGCAGACGAGCAUGAGCACACGUAUACAGAUAAGGAGGAAGUGGUUUUGUGGAUGAAUACAGUGGGGCCGUAUCAUAACAGACAAGAGACCUACAAGUACUUCUCCCUUCCUUUUUGUGCGGGCAACAAGAAGACCAUCAGCCACUACCAUGAAACCCUUGGGGAGGCAUUGCAAGGUGUGGAGCUGGAGUUCAGCGGCCUAGACAUCAGAUUCAAAGAUGAAGUCAUGCAGACAACAUACUGUGAAAUCGAGCUGGACAAAGCCAAACGGGAUGCUUUUGUCUAUGCCAUCAAGAACCACUACUGGUAUCAAAUGUAUAUUGACGACCUUCCAAUUUGGGGCAUUGUUGGAGAAGCGGAUGAGAAUGGAGAGGAUCAUUACCUCUGGACCUAUAAGAAACUGGAAAUUGGAUUCAAUGCUGACAGGAUUGUUGAUGUCAACUUGACCAGUGAAGGGAAAGUUAAGCUGGUGCCAAACACAAGGAUUGCUAUGUCGUACUCUGUAAAAUGGAAGAAGUCUGAUGUCAAAUUUGAGGACAGAUUUGAUAAAUACCUUGACCCAUCCUUUUUUCAACAUAGAAUUCACUGGUUUUCAAUAUUCAACUCCUUCAUGAUGGUGAUUUUCCUGGUUGGUUUGGUGUCUAUGAUUUUGAUGAGGACACUACGGAAAGACUAUGCUAGAUACAGCAAAGAAGAGGAGAUGGAUGACAUGGACCGGGAUCUUGGAGAUGAGUAUGGAUGGAAGCAGGUUCAUGGCGAUGUGUUUCGACCAUCCAGUCACCCCAUGAUGUUUUCUUCACUGAUCGGCUCUGGCUGUCAAAUCUUCUCCGUGUCUUUCAUCGUCAUUGUGGUGGCCAUGAUUGGGGAUUUGUAUACCGAGAGAGGAUCCAUGCUGAGCACAGCUAUCUUUGUGUACGCUGCCACAUCUCCCGUCAACGGUUAUUUUGGUGGAAGUUUGUAUGCCAAACAAGGGGGAAGGAGAUGGAUCAAGCAGAUGUUCAUAGGGGCCUUUCUGAUCCCGGCCAUGGUGUGUGGUGUGGCCUUCUUCAUCAACUUCAUUGCCAUGUACUACCACGCCUCUCGGGCCAUCCCCUUUGGUACCAUGGUUGCAGUUUGUUGUAUUUGUUUCUUCGUCAUCCUCCCCCUCAAUCUGGUGGGCACCAUCCUGGGGAGGAACCUGUCUGGGCAGCCCAACUUCCCCUGCAGGGUGAACGCUGUCCCAAGGCCCAUCCCAGAGAAGAAAUGGUUUAUGGAACCAGCUGUUAUUGUGUGUCUUGGUGGCAUUCUACCAUUUGGGUCCAUUUUCAUUGAGAUGUACUUCAUCUUCACCUCAUUUUGGGCCUACAAGAUUUAUUACGUGUAUGGCUUCAUGAUGCUGGUCCUGGUGAUUCUGUGCAUUGUUACUGUGUGUGUGACCAUCGUGUGCACAUACUUCCUCCUUAACGCAGAAGACUACAGGUGGCAAUGGACAAGCUUCCUGUCUGCUGCAUCGACAGCCGUUUAUGUGUACAUGUACUCCUUUUACUACUACUUCUUCAAAACAAAGAUGUACGGGUUGUUUCAAACGUCCUUCUACUUUGGCUACAUGGCUGUGUUCAGCUCCUCACUGGGAAUCAUGUGUGGGGCUGUUGGAUACGUGGGAACGAGUGCCUUCGUGAGGAAGAUAUAUACCAAUGUUAAGAUUGACUGACUUCCUUCAGUCACAGAAAUAUUUGGACACAUGAAAGAUCCCAAGGUUUUUCCAGAGGCAGGCAACACUUGUUUUCAAAAAAGUGAUUGUGGAAUCUUGUAUAGAUCUUAAUUCAUUUUCUGGAUGAUUUGCAAUUAGAUGACAAGUGCACAGAAAAUAGGAGAACAGUAAUGUUUAAUUCUUUCCUAAUCAGCUCCUUCCAAUCACUCUUUUCCUGUAGUCUAAAGUUCCUCCGGUUCAUUUCUAAAUAUUUUAACAUGCUUCCCUCUUUCUGGCAGAUGCCUCACCCACCAACUGUGAACAUAGUUUUUAUUGAUGGAAUAAUGUAGCUCUCUUCAGUGAAGAGGCCCAAGUAUAUUGAAAGCCUUUAUUCUAUUUUCUGAGACUGUUGGAGAGUUGGGUUUGUGUUUGGAUUCUGUAGGUCACAUAAGAGGCAUCACACACACACACCAUCUGUAACCUUUCCAUCCAUUAGGCACACACUAGUUCACGUUCCAGUAACAUUUAGUUCUCUUUCCAUCCGGUUUCAAAGUUCCUUUAAAGCGACUCAGUCGAUCAACAAGCGUUCACAGCAGAACUCUAUGGUUUCUUCAUGAGAAUAAAGGAAGGCUGGAAAGGUUUUGUGGCAAAAAUGCCUCCCAGUCUGAUUUCUACAUGUUCUCAUCUGCUCAAAGAUAAUAUAUGGAUGGGGUAUAUGUAAACAACCUUCAUAAUGUUUGUUGGAUGUAGAUUCCCAAACUAUUUUGAUGUACAGAUGUGCUACAAGGGGAGUUUUUUUUAUAUUAUUAUUGCUAUUACUAUAUUUAGUCUUUUUUGGGGGCGGGGAGGGGAGGGGUGUAGAGGCACUAUUGGGCAGGUUGGCUUGGUUACAUCUUGCCUGAAAUUGCAUGACAUUUUCUCCUUGACAAAGGUACUUCAGAGUCUCUUUUUGGGCCACAUGACAGAGCGUUGCCUACGCCAUGUGCACUUCUGUAUCCGACUAGUCCUGCACACAGAUGUAGUCAUAAACAUGGGGAAUGGGGAAGUCUUUGUAAGUUUGUGUUUUUCCUUUUUUUUUUAAUGAUUUAAAGCUUUAAAACGCUCUCUGUGUGUUGGAUAGCUGAAUUCCUUGAGCUGUCUUCGGUAUCAGGGAAAUGAAUUAUUGUCGUGAAUGUCAUGAGAAAUGGCAUUCAUGCUGAUUUUCAACAAAUGAUACUGCACAAAUUCAACUCAGUGUAAAAUUAUUUAGAUGUUGUUCCCGACAGUGCUACAUCGUGCUUAAAAUGUGUUUUAUAUUUCAUGUAAAUACAGUAGGUAUAAAAAAAAAAUAAUCAAAAGUGGCUUUGCCAGUUUUAAGACUACAGUCCUGAUUCUCUUUCAUUUCUAAAUCCAUCUGGCAUUUUCCUUGGUUGGCAGGACAUUUUAAAACCAGAUGUGAACUUGUUGUAAAAAGACGAAAAAUAAACCUAAUAUCUGUA
Clupea harengus (Atlantic herring) is the source of this 3349-nucleotide messenger RNA. RefSeq names its product transmembrane 9 superfamily member 3 (gene tm9sf3). The record is from RefSeq and is a predicted model, not a curated record. Lineage: Eukaryota; Metazoa; Chordata; Actinopteri; Clupeiformes; Clupeidae. Gene Ontology annotation, cellular component: membrane. Gene Ontology annotation, biological process: protein localization to membrane.